UGUGUGACCACCUAGUACUGGGUGCCUGGUGCUGUAGGGCCUCACGCGGGUCCGCGCGGUGGCAAUGGGGGAGACGUGGUGAGGGGGCGACCUCUCGUCUCACUUUGCCCUGCAACCUCAGCAGCCUUCUCCUUGGGACUGGGAGAUACGCGCAUCCUGACGGGCACGGUCCCGUCUCUUAGCCCAUCCGGGCCUCCCCACCCCGCGAGGUAACAGGAUCUCCUUAGAGCAGGAAGCUUUCAAUGUGGUCCCAGAGAAGUACAGGGAGAAAAUAACUCCCAUCUGGGCGUGAUCCAUUUCCACCAGACUUGAGGAGGCCAAGUACAGGGAUUUACCAUUUUGCUGCUUGCUCUUAAAAGCAGCACCCUAUGAAGACUGCCCAGUAAAAAUGAAGGUUCUUUUACUGAAAGACCCUAAAGAGGAUGACUGUGGCCAGGAUCCAUAUAUCAGGGAACUGGGAUUAUGUGGACUGGAAGCCACUCUGAUCCCGGUUUUAUCAUUUGAGUUUUUGUCUCUUCCCAGUGUCUCUGAGAAGCUGUCUCAUCCUGAAGGUUACGGGGGACUCAUUUUUACCAGCCCCAGAGCAGUGGAAGCAGUGGAGCUGUGUUUGAAGAAGGACAACAAAACGGAAGUCUGGAAAAAGUCUCUGAGAGAAAAAUGGAAUGCCAAAUCAGUGUAUGUGGUUGGAAGUGCUACUGCUUCUCUAGUGAGUAAAAUUGGCCUGGAUACAGAAGGAGAACAAUGUGGAAAUGCAGAAAAGCUCGCAGAAUAUAUUUGUUCCAGGGAGCCAUCGGCGUUGCCUCUUCUCUUUCCUUGCGGAACCCUAAAAGGAGAAACCCUGCCAAAAAUGCUCAAGGACAAAGGGAUUCCCAUGGAAAGUAUAACCGUCUAUCAGAAGAUUCCACAUCCAGGAAUCCAAGGAAACCUGCAGAGUUACUUCUCCAAACUGGGUGCCCCGGCCAGCAUCGCGUUUUUCAGUCCGUCUGGCCUCACGUACAGUCUCGAGCAUAUUCUAGAGUUAUCUGGGGACAGCAUCAGUCAAAUCAAGUUUGCAGCCAUCGGCCCCACCACAGCACGCGCCCUGGCCGCCCAGGGCCUGCCGGUGAGCUGUACUGCAGAGAGCCCCACGCCACAGGCUCUGGCUGCCAGCAUCCGGGGGGCGCUGCAGCCCCACAUCCCCUGUGGCGUCGGCCACUCGGCAACCUUGGCCCCGUGAGCUGGCCUGGGCUGGCUCCUCCCCAAGGGGGCAGUGGGCCAAGCAGCCUGCAGCCGCCCUGGGGAUGGAGCGAGCCCCUAGCACAGCUUCCAGGGAGCCGCUAUCAGCCUCCUGCAGGAGACCUGGGGUUGGGAUCAGGCCAGGACCAGGGCUGGCGUCAGGCCCAUGCGCACAUGACCGUCCUCCCUGGAGGCCAGCUCGGGCCGUAGCCUGGCACACGGCUCCCGGCCCUGCAAGGACUGGGAGUGCAAAUACGCUGCCUGUUUCCGGGUGCCUGCUUGCUGAAGCUGCGGAUCGUUUUCAGUGCAAGGCUGCGUUCUGGGAGGAAACAUAUGCCCAAGGCCAUAUAACCGACAAACCUGGUCUGAAGAAUAAAAAUUUGCUGGGUGUGAAGUAGUUUCCUUCAUCCUGUCCAGUGUGGGAAGCUGUGGACAGUCAAGCACAGAGGCUUUGUUCCCCUCAAAAUUCGAAAUGCAGUGUUGGUGGGUCAGACCAUCUGCCCCUCCCUCUCCAGCCGUGUCUACAGAGAGGCCUUUCGGAAUCUGACCCAGACUUUCUUUCCACCUUGAACCCUUGGCCUGGAGUUUCUGCUGGGUUGGGUGAAGCCUGCGAGCUGGGGGUAGGAAGGGUCACGAGUCGCCCUGCACAUCCUGGCCUGCUCCAAAGGUUGCAUCAGGGGGCAUUUUCUAUGGAGCAGCCACCAUGGCCACCAGCCACACAAAGAGCCUUACGUAUCACCUCCCCACCUUGUGGGUGUCACUCCUAUUCCCGUUGUCUGGUGAAGGAACAGGCUCGAGAAGUUGGAGCCUUGCUCAGGGCCACCCAGCUAGUGAGUGACAGGCCGGAACAGGUUUAAAAGGGCUCGUGAAUGAGUGCCAGGACCUGGUCUCAUGAGACCUCACAUCCCAUCAACUUAGUCGAGAAAGAGUCCAGGGAUAAUGCUCCAAAUCGCGAUAUGACCUGUUCAGAAAUUCUGCAGCAAAGGGACUGAGUAGUGACUACCUGUUUUUUGUCCACGGUCAUUUUCCUGAAUACAGGGCAGAAUCCAUCCCACAAGCUUCUUUAAAAUCCUUCUCAUCGUCGGGGAGUCCUUUUCACUAGCGUUACUGUUCUGUUUUGAGGAAGAACCCAGCCCUAAGCAGCCCAGGCUGAGGAGCUCUGUCAGCCGCCCCUGGCCCUGCAGAGGCAGCCGAGGGACCCUGGCCUGCAAGGCCCUCCCAGAGCUGUCUGCACUGGGCUUGGCAGAAGCUGAGCAGCCACGCAGGGUCACUGGAGGGAUGUCUUGAAGCUGCCUGCCCUCCUGAUUUUAAUUUCUUCUGGGAACAGAGAUGGCUAAACUAACCACAUUGCAAGUUGCAAUGUGGUUCUGCUGUGUAAGACCAGCUUGCAGCUCAUGCCACCAAAUACUUCUGUGGGUUCGACAGAACCAGACCUGGUCUCUGGCCAGUUUGAGGAGAUGACCCCCCAUCACAAGCUUAGAUGUCACAGCAGUGUCGUAUUGCUGUAAAAUUGCCUCAGUGUUCACUGCUCUCUACUUCUGUACUUUUGGCUAAGCAAGGUGCAAGGAACAAAACUUUAGGAUUAUGAACAGAAGUAAAGGUUAUAAUUGCUUUUACCAUUGCUGACUUUUUUUCUGAACCAUAAGAGGCCCCUUUACUGUUUAGUAACUACAGUGAACAUAAUUUUUCUUUUCUUUUUCCACCUUCCUUUCUUUUCUGUUAUUUUAAAGGGUUGAGGCUGCAGCUGUGGGCCUCUGUGUUAUUCUGAGAAUGAUCCUCUCAGACCCUAGAGGCCAACAUGCAGGGAUCUGCCCUGGUCUCAGGGCAGAACCUGUCCACCUUUCAUUUUGAAAUUGAGUGUGUGAGACAUUUGUAGCUGUGGUGACAUGAAGAGAUAGGCAAAGCCUCUUAAAAAAAAAAAAAAAAAAGCACAGAACUGAACAAACUGUCAAAGGCCAUCAUUUCAAGGCUUUGGAAAUCAGUCAAAGGUCCACAACAAAUUGAGAAGCACGUUCUCUUGAAAAGCUCCGGGGCAUUGGGUAAGUGCACCUGGCCUUGCUGCCUGGAGACGCCCAGCCCCUCUGGCCCCUGCCCCAGCUUGGUGUGGGGGGGACCAGCCAAGCAGCUUUGCUGCCGGAGGGAGCCAGCUCUAUGGGGCAGGGAGUGAAAACCAUAGCUUCUCAGCUUAAAAUGAUGAACUGGGUAGGAAAGGAUUGGGGAAAGCUGCAGCCUUGCUGGCUGGAGGUUGCAGUCCAGGUUUAGGCCAGUCAGAAACAGAAUGUUCACCAAAAUGCUACCAUCUGAACCACAGGCUUUUCCCUUUAUCCUCAGUACUUUAAAAUUUAACAUUUUCUACGUUGGGUAUCUUUCUUAUGAAGAGAAACAAAAGCAAAAAAAAAAAAAAA
Molecule: messenger RNA, 3620 nt
Organism: Choloepus didactylus (southern two-toed sloth)
Lineage: Eukaryota; Metazoa; Chordata; Mammalia; Pilosa; Megalonychidae
Gene: UROS
Product: uroporphyrinogen III synthase
Exons: 11
Coding region: 389-1216 (275 amino acids)
Biological process (GO): uroporphyrinogen III biosynthetic process
Molecular function (GO): uroporphyrinogen-III synthase activity
Source: RefSeq, a predicted model, not a curated record